Messenger RNA from Polyodon spathula (Mississippi paddlefish), 1112 nucleotides. Its product is annotated as mast cell protease 1A-like. Gene Ontology annotation, biological process: proteolysis. The record is from RefSeq and is a predicted model, not a curated record. NCBI's taxonomy places the organism in Eukaryota, Metazoa, Chordata, Actinopteri, Acipenseriformes, Polyodontidae. The coding region runs from base 99 to 875 and encodes 258 amino acids. The transcript has 5 exons. Gene Ontology annotation, molecular function: serine-type endopeptidase activity.
UAUAAAGGCUGGCCGGGUCCUGCUUCUCUGCUCAUCAGCCCCCCUGCAGACCUGCCGUCCCCCCAGAGCAUCACUGCAGCCCCAGCCUGACGAGUGAUAUGAAGCCUCUGACCCUCCUGCUGGGCUUCACAGCUCUCCUGCUCUCUCUCACAGAUGCCGCGUCUUUCGAUUCAGGGAUCAUCAAUGGAAAAAAGGCUAAGGUUAAUUCUCUGAGUUACAUGGCAUCUAUACAGAUGAAUGGAAAGCACAAAUGUGGAGGAUUUCUGAUCAGAAAUAACUUUGUGAUGACUGCAGCCCACUGUAACGUCAGUGGCAACAGCCUUAGUGUUGUUCUGGGGCCCCAUAACCUCAAUGACGUUCAGGAUUCUCAGAGGUUCUCUGUGGCGUCCUUCACCAGACACAACAAGUAUACCGGGAAACCUCUUCAAAACGACAUCAUGCUCCUUCAGCUUAAACCCCCAGUUAAACUGAACAAAAAGAUGAAACUGGCCACUCUCCCAAAAAAAGAGAAACAGCUAAAGAAUGGAACCAAAUGCAUCGUAGCAGGAUGGGGUGUGACCAAAACUGAGAAACCGACAACCGCCAACCUGCAGGUCGUUGAUGUGACUGUAGUGGACAAAGAAGAGUGCAAAAAGGUGUGGAAUAAAUUCAAAACCGAAAUAACGGCUGAGAUGAUCUGUGCUGGAGGCUAUAAAACAGACAAGGGCGCUUGUCAGGGGGAUUCGGGCGGUCCUUUGAUGUGCAAUGGAGUAGCAACAGGAAUCGUUUCGUUUAAUCGUGGUGGAAACUGCAACUAUCCAGAUGUUCCAAAUGUUUACACAAGCAUUUCCAGCUACCUGCCCUGGAUCAAGAAGAUUUUGAAAAAAGCAAACUGAAGCUAUGCCUCCAUUCUCUAGUGCGCACUUGAGCAUAACUUUUGGCCUGAGCGAGUUCAGCAACGCAAUAAAAUGCAUCUUUGAGUAAUUAGAUUGUUUUUUUUUAUUUCUAUAGUCGCUUCGAAUCAGCCAAGAAUGUGGUUUGCUUUUGUUUUGUAUGUAUUUUAAUAUGGAGUUUGUUAACUGUUAAUGUUCCUCUAUAAGAGAAGUUUUGUCAUUAUAUUCCAAAUCAAUAAA